This is a messenger RNA of Pocillopora meandrina, 1377 nucleotides long. NCBI's taxonomy places the organism in Eukaryota, Metazoa, Cnidaria, Anthozoa, Scleractinia, Pocilloporidae. The record is from the annotation of a GenBank genome assembly.
AUGGUUAAACCUCUGUUCUCAAAGCGGACGAUGGAUGGGCUGCUUUUGUUAACGGUAAGUUCAAUUUAAGUCAAUCCGUACUAACCUGAACAUGGAGUACCUUAAAUGUACACUUAACCCUUAAAAAAAAGGUCUUCUCGCGUUAUGCUUGCCUCCAAAUCUAAAAAUUUUCUACUUUUUUUCCUUUAAUUUUACAAUUAGCUUACCCUUCUGCAACUUGAAACGCGACAAGUUAUGGCCGGUAAGUUAUAUCGUUAUUAAUUUUUACCUAGCUAGCGUUAGAAAUUGUCACUACCAGCCCAUUUUAUCUUCACGUUCAUUACGCUGAAUUCUCUAAUUUUGUCGCGUCAUGAUUAUUCGAUUCUUCCUCAAUUAUAAUUCUGAGCUGGUCUAACCCCGCGAAAUAUUAACUCUAAAACCAUCCGGUUAUAUCAGAUGCAGCAUAGUGGAAAUUUUCAAUCUUUGGUUCAGUUUGUUGACACAGCCGGCCUACGAGCGGAUGGUUUCUGCUUCCAAAAAAAAGUACGACACUUCAUGUCUUCAUUGCGAAAUUGGUGCCACACGUAAAUAAACUCUUUAUUUCGCAACCACAAGGACUCUAUUAAACCACAGAAUUUCCUAAAGUUGGAUAGGUUCUCAGGAAAAUCUUCAUUUGAGAAUUUCGCGCCACGAGUAUUCAGUAUUUAUGAAUUUCUCAGGUACAGGCGACAACUUUUCAUUUCCUCCGGUAAAUGGAAUUUUUUUUAAAAGCUUUAAUCCAUCAUUAGUGAGUGGGACUCACUUCUCUUUUACUCGAGGAUUAAUCUAUACUAACCAGAAUUCAAACGGCUUUCCUUAACGGUGUCUAAUUUUAAUUACAAGACUGAACAAUACUGAACGUUACCAUCGGCCGAUUUACAACCAAUUUCUAGAAAUGUCCGUUGUUUUAAAUUUUCAGCAUUGUAACCUACAUUCGCCUCUUUGUUCACCUGAAGCAUCGCCGUUGUAUGUUUUAUGUCGCGUAAUGGGUUUUGGAGCGAAUUUCGGUGAAUUUCUUCGAACUGGGCAAAUUUCAAAACAAACGCCACCAGUGGUAGAAUUACGCAUUGUCUCACAGUUAGAGCAUUUCUGCCAACCUUGUUUUGGCCGUCGGAGAGAGGCGCCUAUUCAUUCCUUCAUUCAUUCAUCAACGCUUCAACUAAAAAUUAUAUUAUCUUUUUCUUUUAUUCGUCUUAUUCUUAGAUCUCUUUGUAUCUCUGUCAUGUACUCCCACUUGACGCCUUUUUGCGUAAACUAAUUGCCACAACUGGCUCAACAGUGCAUACACUGUUAAGAAUUAAUGCUCGAGGUUCUGUUAGUCGCAUGAAAAAUCCUGAUCGCUGCUUCCAAAGGGCAUAA